GCGAGUUACACUUCACCUCACUUCACUAACGCUUCUAAAAGAAGUCUGACGGCCGGUUAAAGGAACAGUUGAGAUGGGUUCGUGGAGUUUGGCAGCUGUAAUAACUGUCCUGUAGACCGUUAUCGGCCGUUUGAAGUCUUGUCUCUGUGGGCUUUGAUAUGAUCGACACUUAUUGUUUACCAUUACAUCUGUGUGUCUAACAGCAGUCGAGCUUUAGGAAGGAAGCAGAAGAGGAAAAGCGACUGACUGCGUACUGCUGGCCCACUAAACACACACAUUUAUAGGGAACAUUCCUUAAAGGGGCACGAUUUUUUAGCAACCUACAUAAUAGCCACAUACAUUCUUAUUUUUUUAAACGUAUUUUAUUUAUAUAAGUGUAAAGACAAAUCAGAGAUCCCCCAGACUAUGUGAAGUUUGGACAGGUUGUGUAGCUGAAGGUUGUUUUUCGUGCUAAAGGAUUGUUUUGCUUGUGUGCUUGUGCUGAUCGAACAUAUAAUCGCUCCAACUGACGUGAUCGAUCAUGGCCACAGAUGUGAUAGUGUCUGAAGAUGUCUCAAACCAGAGAGACUCGAGUGAAAUGAACGCCAACAAAAGUAAUCCCGAAUCAGACACAUCAAAUCGGACAUCCGUGACGCUGGACAACAGAGAUAUAGGAAGCCCUUCAUCAUCAUUAUCAUCGGUUCAUGCUGGAGAAGAAAUAUCGGAGGUCCCCUCAACAGGGAAUUCACUGAAGAAUGGAAACAGUUCGAUCCAAACCGGACACCUGACACAGGAAGCAGCGACUCCAGACAAUGGACAAAAACAAGCGCCGACAGGCGUGAGAUCUUCAACUCCAGUCCGACUGCAAUCAGUUGAAAAUAAUGGAAGUUUUGAGCACCGGGAGUCCGUAGCUACCACAGAGGCGCGGCUGAGAAUGGAAGGGGUGGAGCUAAAGGAGGAGUGGCAAGAUGAGGACUUUCCCAGGCCACUCCCUGAGGAGGAAGAUAUUCAGCUUGAUGAAGAGCUCUUCACUGGCUCAUCUGGUGAUGGAGCACCUGCCUCGCAAUCUUACGGUUUGAGCAGUGCAAAGAAAACCAAAAAGAAACUUUUGGCCCCAGACAUCAGCCUGAAUCUGGACCACAGUGAGGGAUCGGUCCUUUCAGAUGAGCUGGAUGAGAGUACAGAACUGGAUCUGGAUGAUAUAGACACCCCUUCUGACAACAGCAACGAGUUUGAGUGGGAAGAUGACCUCCCAAAGCCUAGAAGCACAGACUUGCUACGUAAAGGAGUGGAGUCGGUGCGGGAGUACUCCAGCUCAGAGGAACGGGAAGAGGGCCGUCGCUGGAGAGUAUUCCGCAUUGGAGACCAGGAGCACAGGGUGGACAUGAAGGCCAUCGAGCCCUACAAGAGAGUUAUCAGUCACGGAGGUUACUAUGGUGAUGGACUGAAUGCUAUCAUCGUCUUUGCUGUUUGCUUUAUGCCUGAGAGCAAUCAACCAAAUUACAGAUACAUCAUGGAUAAUCUUUUCAAGUAUGUCAUAGGAACUCUAGAGCUGCUUGUAGCUGAGAACUAUAUGAUUGUAUAUCUGAACGGAGCCACCUCACGCCGGAAGAUGCCCAGUGUAGGCUGGCUCAGGAAGUGCUAUCAGCAAAUAGAUCGGAGGUUAAGGAAGAAUUUAAAGUCUUUGAUAAUUGUGCACCCAUCCUGGUUUAUCCGCACCCUCCUGGCCAUCACCAAACCUUUUAUAAGCUCAAAAUUUAGCCAGAAAAUCAAGUAUGUGUACAGCUUAACAGACCUGGCUGAACUUGUCCCGAUGGAGUAUGUUUCCAUACCAGAGUGCAUUAAACAGUUUGACGAAGAAAAAAAUAGGAAAAAACAUAAAAGGACUGACCAGGACAUGCAUGGAAAAGUGGAGAUUGCCACAGCUGCGGUGCCAGAGUGAGCUGGAGAAAGAUUUUAAGAGAGAAGCAGGAAGAAAAGAAUGUGUCUGAUUUUAACUGGAGAACGCAAGAUGUCAGAAAAGUGCCUUUAAGGCCGUCACUGCCUGUUACGUUAUGGAACCGUGUUUUUUUUUUUUUUUCUGUUGCAUUUGUGUGCCAAAGGCCUGUCACGUGGCAUCUGAUUUCUCUUCAUCAUGUUUUUUAUUAACCUUUUAUGUAUCAUUUCAAUAAGUAGAUACUGUCAACGUUGUUCUAGUUCCUAUUGCCUUGCUCGUUGUUAAGGCACUCCGUUUUUGAACUAGUUGCUGCAUGUUCUACAUUUACACUUAAAUAUCUAUAUUUAUAUUCAAAAGGUGAUAAAGGAGAAAGAUUAAUAUAUUUUUAUGAUUGAAAUGUUGUUUUUAGGGCCUCAGUCUUGCCUUCUUUGUCAUCUGCUCUCUGAAUGUCUCAUAUACCAGAUACUAUUUACGGCUGAAUGUGUUGUACGAUUCAAGCUUCAGAAAAACGUAUCGAUGAGAAAAGACAGAACGACUGAGGAAACUAUUGCACCAGUAACAGUUGUCCAGUUAAUAUUCAUUAAAUGGUUUGGGAGGGUGGGGUUCUUGCAAGUAAACUUCCACACAAAAAUCACAUUGUCAUUGUGUCUGAAACAACGGAAUGCACUACAGACACUGUUCAGUAUUGUAUUGUCAUUUCCUUUAACGGAAACAGGACAUGAUGAAGCCCUUUUAUUGUGUGGGGCAUCUGCACUCAGAAUAUUUACUCUUUCAUAGAUAAAUAGGAAAUUGAGUGUAUUCACUUUAGGCUUAGUGGUCCUUAAUUUUCCACCUAUUUACUCUUCCUCAUGUUGUUUUAAGCUUAUAUAACUUACUUUCUUCUGUGGAACACUAAAGUAGUUGUUUGGCAGAAUGUUUGCCUCAGUCACCCUUCAGUUUCAUUAUAUGUCAGUCCUUAACAUUCUGCUGUUUGUUUUUCAUGGAAGAAAGAAAGUCAUAAAUGUUUGGAACAAUAUGAGGGUGAAUAAAAGGUGACAGAAUUUUCAUUUUUUGGGUGAAUUAUCCAUUUAAUGCUCUCAUAUUUAUCUACAGUAGCUAUAUUGUCUUUGUCUCUUAGAUUAGACACCAGUUGAGGUUGCCGUAUCGCCACUUUAUGAUCAUGUAAUUGGCCUGCAAGAUUCAAAAGUUUUCAAGAAGAUUCCUUUGAGAAACUCUGCUCAGAAAGUAUAUUCUCCUAAGGGAAGACAUUAAUUACAGUUUAUCUAGUAAUGCAAUAAUAACACUGUCCCAUGCAUAGUAAGGGUAUGCAUUCAAAAGCCAAACAUCUUUAUAUACCUAGAACUAUAUCAUUUAAAAAAGUAAAUAAAGGCUACAAAAACAAAA
Messenger RNA from Myxocyprinus asiaticus (Chinese sucker), 3298 nucleotides. Its product is annotated as BCL2/adenovirus E1B 19 kDa protein-interacting protein 2-like. The record is from RefSeq and is a predicted model, not a curated record. Gene Ontology annotation, cellular component: cytoplasm. The coding region runs from base 521 to 1921 and encodes 466 amino acids. The transcript has 11 exons. Gene Ontology annotation, biological process: apoptotic process. NCBI's taxonomy places the organism in Eukaryota, Metazoa, Chordata, Actinopteri, Cypriniformes, Catostomidae.